Molecule: messenger RNA, 337 nt
Organism: Staurois parvus
Lineage: Eukaryota; Metazoa; Chordata; Amphibia; Anura; Ranidae
Source: the annotation of a GenBank genome assembly
UUCCAUGUUGUGUGUACUGUGGGAGACCGAAAAUAGUGAAUGCAGGGUCCAGGGAGACCACAUAUAGUGAAUGCAGGGUCCUGGGAGACCAGAUAUAGUGAAUGCAGGGUGCUGGGAGACCAGAUAUAGUGAAUGCAGGGUCCAGGGAGACCACAUAUAGUGAAUGCAGGGUCCUGGGAGACCGGAUAUAGUGAAUGCAGGGUCCUGGGGAGACCGGAUAUAGUGAAUGCAGGGUCCGGGGAGACCGGAUAUAGUGAAUGCAGGGUCCUGGGAGACCGGAUAUAGUGAAUGCAGGGUCCGGGGAGACCGGAUAUAGUGAAUGCAGGGUCCGGGGAGA